AUGAAGCUGACGGAUGUGCUUUACGUUAGGAAAGUUGUUCCAUUUAUGCCAUGUGACAGUUGGUUCCGCAGAAAUCAGCUAAUGAAGUUCGCAUUUUUAUUCAAAGGAAGGGCUGCUCGAUGUCCUAAAUUAGGCACUACUCGUGUCAUAAAAGCCCUGCAAUACGUCAAGGAUGUAAGGCGGGUUCGAAGGGAAGAUAUGAAAUCUCUGUGGAUGGAACGAUUAGAAAUAGCAAGUGAACAGUGUGGUUUGCCGAGUGCUAAAGCGCUUUGUGAAGGCCUAGCUCAGUCAAAUGUUGCCCUAAAUAAGAACAUGCUUCAGAUCUUAUCUAUCUAUGAACCACGAACAUUUUCAGCCUUGGUGGACUUGUCCAAGCAGUAUCACUUGGAAAAGGGAGUGCCCGUACCUAACAUGUCACCACCUCAAAAAGUUGUUACUAGAGGUUUACUAACUUCUCCUAUUGUGCCUGGGAAUAGAAAUUUGUAUGAAUAA
This is a messenger RNA of Trichobilharzia szidati, 492 nucleotides long. The record is from the annotation of a GenBank genome assembly. Lineage: Eukaryota; Metazoa; Platyhelminthes; Trematoda; Strigeidida; Schistosomatidae.